AUGGCACAUGUAACGUAUAAUAUUUCAAACCUGUUACCUCUGGAUCUAAAACAUUGUAAUGGCGAAGAUAAGAUGUAUACCUGGUUACAAACGCGACUCGAGGACUUAGUCUCUGAUAACAAGAGCCGGCUUGCUAUUCAAGUGUUGCAUAAGCGACUCAAACGAGAUUUAAUUGCAGACAUAACCGGACUGUUUGGGUCAGGGUAUUCCAUCAUAAACAGUUAUAGAAUAGCAAGACAAUCCCAGUAUACAACCUGGGUGGCUAAUCAAGUAGCCACCGGCUUCAAACACCUCUCGAAUAGCAAUGAGAACCUCAUCAAAGCAGUAAAAUCAGAAGCUCAAACCCUUCGAACAAUUAGCGCAGCCCUCUUUAACCAGACACAAUUCCACGAGCGUGAUGUAGCCUGUCGCACAUAUGCGCAAGAUUUGUUUACAGCAAGGCAGGAAAUAUUGGACCUACGUCUUAAAAAAAAAACUCCAAGGCAUGCUCUUAAUGACCUGAUUGGCAAACUUGAAUUAGAGAAAUGGUUGAAAUCAUAUAUAAGAGGAACUCUGAAAUAUUCUGAAUUACUAACCUUUUUAAUGAUGCAUACUGGUACUAAAUGUAUGGCGCUAAAGAAAAUUGCUUCCGUAAUGGACUCUCCAGAUGUCAGACGUGGAGAUGCAGCUGCCUUUGAGAGGUUUGUGCUCCAGGUCCAGUCACUGGUGGGAAUGCUGAAGACUUUAGGCCCAGAGGGAGAGGCUGAGCUGCAGUGUCGCUCACAGGUGGCCCGCCUUCUCAGCAAAUUACCACCUGAGCAGAGAGCAGAGUUCCGGCGUUGUGUAUUCAGGCGUUCUGGAACAGACUACACCUUGACUGACCUUUCAGAUUGGCUGAAGUAUGAGUCCUGGUGUCAAGAUGUUGAUGGACAGCUACCUUCCAAGGGGACCAAAGAUAGACCUGUGUUCAAGGGUGACAGACAAUCAAACAAGCGGCUUGCCACAGUCCUCCAUGGGGCUAAAGACAGCCUUGGCUGGACACUCCAAGGCCCUGCAAAGCUGGUCCGUCAGCUCAUCCAGCCACAACAGUGUCUCAUGACCUCCGUGGCCCCCCAAGUGAAUGAGCUGAUGAAUCACAUAGAGAGAUUAUGGCAGCUGGACACCAUUCCAUUUAGGAGUGAAAAGUUAGUGACCCGCUCCAAGCAGGAUCUUGAAGCCAUCAGCAUCCUUAAAUCCAAGACUACCCGUGUAGAACUGAACGGUAUACUUCGAUACGCAACCCCACUGCUCCGGCGGAAGAACAUGCCCCGCCUCCAAGCACCCAUGGAAGCUGUUAUGCCAAGCCUGGGAAGCAUAGAGAGGAGACUCAGUAGGGACCCUGAGAAAGCCACUGCCUACAAGGAAGAGAUGGAGAAGCUCAUAAAGGCAGGGAGAUUCAUCGCCCGGAGAGGAACACCAGCUGAGCUGUUUUCUGAUCAGGGAACAAACUUCCGAGGAGGGGAGAGGGAACUUCGUGAGGCCUUUGUGGCAUUAUCUUCUGACUUACAGCAACACCUGGCAAAGCAGAAAAUCCUCUUCCACUUUAACCCUCCAGCCGCUCCACAUUUCGGAGGGGUAUGGGAGCGGGAGAUCCGGUCCAUUAAGGCGGCUCUGAUUACUACAGUUGGGGCUCAGCCUGUCCCAGAAGAAGUCCUUCGGACAGCGCUCAUAGAGGUCGAAGCGAUCCUUAACUCGAAGCCCCUUGGUUAUGUUCCAUCAGAUGUGAACGAUCUGGACCCAAAAUCAGACCCAGCAACUUGGGAUAGUGAUCGUAACAGCAGUCUCCACUUCAGUUGUACAGGAUUCUUUGUAACCUUUUCUUUAAGUAAUCCAGGCCAGGUAUGGCCUAAUUCGACUACCAUACGAUCCCUGGGAACCAUAGUAAAAGACCAGGUAAUUAAGUGGGACCAUCGUAUGGGAUGCAUGACUCUGAAAGGGACUGAAACCUUAGUUAAUACUCGUGCCUGUUGCCACGAGACCACGCAUAUCAUAUCAUUUGCACCUGCAACACUUCAGCCCUUUUCACAUAACGACACAAAACUCAUCAACAUACACUCACUACAUGGACACGCAGAAGCAGUUCAAGUCUCACAUACACAAUGGUGUGUUGUCAGUGAAAUGGACUCAUUCAUCUAUGAAGGCCUUACCUGCCCUGCAAAUCACACUUUCUGCCUGGAGGUAACCGAUGACUUCACCAUGGGUCACAUCAACAUUCUGGGGAGAGUACCAUUAGAUGUUGAUGUCUCCCCAUGGUGGGACGACACCUUUUAUGAUGAAGACACGCGAACCAUGACCGAAACCAUGGAUUUAGUUCAACAGGUCAUUCUACAGAUUGACUACCACCUCCAUCAGGCGCACAACAACAACAGGUUAACAAAGAAAACUGUACAUAUCCUGACCAGCGCAUCCACACAUUCAGCGCAGUAUAUCUGCUUAUGGUGGGACUGGAUGUUUCGGAUAUGCGUUAUCGCCAGUGGCUUUAUCUUCAUCAUCACCAGACUCCAAUUCUGCUACCUCCGACAUCACAUCAAGAUUCUCAAAACAUCUACCAAAAACGCCUUCAUCCCUAGCCCUCUCCAGGUACAACCCGUACAGAGGUUGGAGACUUCUGGGACCUAG
Molecule: messenger RNA, 2637 nt
Organism: Brienomyrus brachyistius
Lineage: Eukaryota; Metazoa; Chordata; Actinopteri; Osteoglossiformes; Mormyridae
Exons: 7
Coding region: 1-2637 (878 amino acids)
Biological process (GO): DNA integration
Molecular function (GO): nucleic acid binding
Source: RefSeq, a predicted model, not a curated record